AUGCUUCCUCACCAACUUUUACUAGAUCAACUACCUCUGGUGUGUGAACAGGACCCUUGCAUCUCAGUUGAAUAUGCUUGGAUAAACCAACCCUCCAACAACCCGCUUUGCCAACUCAGCACACUCAAGCAGGUCACAUUUGACCUUCCCUUCAAGGAAUGGCUGAUCAUCACACCAGGUCAUGCGAAAUUGCUGCAGGGCAUCAUGAGUGAUGUUGGGCAGGCAACGGCCGAGGACGGCCAUCAGUGGGAAAGACUGAUGGAAGGGGAGAAGGAGGUGGACAUAGCCAGGCAGCAAUCUCUCAUUUCCUUGGCAAAGCCUGUAAGCAUGAUACUCCUGGUUAAUAACCAACUUACAAAAAUUACCCAUCUAAUGAUGGCUUUCAUUUUCAAUUUUUCAGUUAGUGGUACAACUCUUUGGAAAGAGACGAAUCAAAGUAAAAGUUGCAUUGUGAAAGUGAAAGUUGCAUUCUGA
Molecule: messenger RNA, 474 nt
Organism: Laccaria bicolor S238N-H82
Lineage: Eukaryota; Fungi; Basidiomycota; Agaricomycetes; Agaricales; Hydnangiaceae
Exons: 2
Coding region: 1-474 (157 amino acids)
Source: RefSeq, a predicted model, not a curated record